Messenger RNA from Maniola jurtina (meadow brown), 2943 nucleotides. RefSeq names its product nuclear RNA export factor 1-like. The coding region runs from base 201 to 2810 and encodes 869 amino acids. Gene Ontology annotation, molecular function: RNA binding; protein binding. The record is from RefSeq and is a predicted model, not a curated record. Gene Ontology annotation, biological process: poly(A)+ mRNA export from nucleus. Lineage: Eukaryota; Metazoa; Arthropoda; Insecta; Lepidoptera; Nymphalidae. The transcript has 18 exons. Gene Ontology annotation, cellular component: nucleus.
UCACGUGAAUGUCAUAACAAAAUGAAUUUUUCAAAACAGACUACAGAGGCACCCAAAGAAAUCAAAAUCACCUCAAAAUUAACAUUUCGGUUUGGAUUUUAUCAUAAUUGAAGAAAGCGUGAUUUGGUGAUAAACAAUAAUAAAUUCCGUUCUGAAUCCAGCACUUUCAUAAACUCAAAUAUCGCAGAAGCUUGUGUUCAAUGUCGGAUGAAAAUCCAACCGAAGGGAAUACAAUCACAACUGAAAACACUUUGGAUGAACUUGAAACACCGAGAGUUCUAGGACAAAAUAUAGCGGUGGUCACAUUUGAAAAUACGGUAAGGAAGCCAAAAAAGUACAAGGGUAAAAAGCGUAAGAAGCUAAAAGUUUUUGAUACAAAUCAAAAUACAAACACCAAUACAUGUAAUUUAAAUACUGAUAAUGAAGUGGUUGAACUAAACGAUGACUGUUUCAAUACCCAAACUAGCAAUUGUAAACAAAUUAUAGGAGAGGAUAAUAAGAUAAAUACAUUCAAAAAUACAUUCAUACAAAGUGAACAAAGUUUUCAAACGAAAUUACAAGAAAAAUACGCUAAGAAACUACAAACAAGGCUUUCCGAGUCAUCAAAUCAACUUACACCAGAGGAAUCCAGAAAAAAGGCAAAUCAAGAACUUCUUGAAGGUCUGUCUUCUGAUAUUAGAGAAGUUGUCAGAGAAAACAUUCGACAAAACAUGAAUGAACAGAUAAAUAUGUUUAGCGACGAUCAAGGGUCUAACAGGCUUCCAGCAGGUAUCCCGAAAACUUUUUUGAUUCAUCAAAAUAAAAUUGGCGCCAUCGAACCACAGAAAGCGUUUCCGAAUAACCCGCCGGUAUCACGAUGGGACAGAAAAACGCCGUUGGAGCAACCCGUUCCUGGAUACGAGGCACAAAAUAUGUCUGUCAAAACUGCCAAGGCCGACAAGGGCCAACGCCAAGUAUAUUCUCCGACAAAUAAUGAAGACCGUGAAGGCUCCGAAUCCCCAGACAUGCUGGAACAAGGUCAGAAGCGACUCAGCGCUUUCGAAAGGCUAGGACCUCUCGCGCAACCGAAGAAGCCUAAGCUCACCAUCAACCUCAGUUUGAGCAAGGACCAAGAUGUUAGGGAAGUUGUAGAAAUUAAAAAAGAUGUCCCAGUACAUGACAACGAGGAAAUAGUAAACAGCACGGACGAAACCGUCAUCAAGUUUCUGCCAGUUUGGCCGUGGAAGCAACAGGUAGUUGCCAAGAAAACUGUCACCGUCAGAACUUCGAAGACUGUCAUGAUGAUGGAACAAGAGCAAAUGGAGGAAAUAUACGCCACGGAGAAAGAUAAUGCUUAUUUUAUGAUCGCAGUAAAAGGAUACCCGCCAUCUUGGGCAAAAGAAGAUGUACUGGAUACGAUGCUUGAUAAUUUAAAAGGAAAAAGUUUUGUUCCUUUAUUUAUAGAGUUCAACUCAAAAGAGUGCAAAUUCUUCGUAAUUCGUUGCCGAGGCGCGCUGCUAACGAUACAUUGGCUCGGCUUCGUGAUGCGCAAAGACGAUGUGGAACUAAAGAUCUCUAUAUCCCUUAGCAAUAUCUCUAUUAAAAAGCUGGAUUUCAACCCGCGAGCUGUGAUCAAGAGACGUAUUGCUAUGAACUAUGAUGGCGAGCGGGUGUUGGAUUUGAGCGAGUUUACGCUUAAAUAUGAUAUAAGCCAUUUCAUUUACUUCCCGCUGAAUCGGUCCUGGAACCAAGACGAGAUAGUACGGAUACAAAGCGAUGUGGUUUGGGAAUAUCUCACCGAACUCAAUUUGUCUCAUAAUAAGAUCACAUCACUCGAAGGUUUCAACUUAGAAUUGACAACACCUCGACUAAGGACCCUCGAUCUCUCGCACAAUUGUAUAGAAAAUAUAAAGCCGUUGCUGCAAUGCCGACAACUGCCUCUAAAGCGACUGCAUCUGGAAGGAAACCCGCUCUGCACGGACUACACGGAUCCUGAACGUUACGUCACCGUCAUGAAGACUAUAUACCCCACUUUGAGGGAACUGGACGAUAUACCAAUAGUUCUCAAGGGUGAAAUGCCUAAUUUCCAAAGAAACUACUGCCCACCCGACGCGAUGGUGGUAGUGGAGAAGUUUCUAGAAAUAUUCUUUCCCUUGUUGGAGUUACCGCGUGAGGACAGGGCAGACAUACAGUCGAUGUAUUCCGACAAAGCUGUUAUGACCAUCACUUAUAGGAACAGAAUGCGUCACGACCCAACAUUCAAAGACGCGCGGAACCUCCUAAUCAAGAGUCGAGUGUUGCUGGAAGGCGAUUGUGACGAGGUGCACGGCGCGAGCAGCAUCGUCAAACUGUUGAAGAAGUGGCCCAAUAUACAGCACGACCCGGCCACCUUCACUGUCGAUGUUAUGUUCCACAGCGAAUCAUCAACCGUCGUCCGUAUAAACGGCAUCCUCAAACUAACCGCCGAAUCGUUGGCCGAAGACGAAACCCUACUAGCGUUCACUCGCACCAUACAUUUGCACACCAAAAACGGAAGCGAAUACAAAAUAUACAAUGAAAUGCUGUACUGGGACAAGCCCACCCAUGAGUUUUCUAAAAGGGCCUUCCAGAUGCUCUCGGUCCCAAAAAAAAACGUACUGGAUAUUAAAUUUGAAUCACCUCCAGACGAUGACACUAAAGAGCGCCUCGUGGAAAUUUUCAUGAAAAUAACAGAGUUAGAAAAAUUGCCGAGUGAAAGGUGUUUGGAAGCAAAAGAUUGGCAUAUGAAGCACGCCCUUGAAUAUUUUAUGAAGCUUCUUAAGUUAGAUAACUUACAGAAAAUAAUGACUUAAAGAAUAAUGAAUUCAUGAAUUUUGAAAUAGUUAAAUAUCUAAAUAUGUCUUGACUCUACAAAUAUUAUUAUUUCAGUCCUGAAUAAUUUGUAAAUACUAGUUGUAAUUUAUGAAAUAAAAAGCUUUUACUUUA